Messenger RNA from Closterium sp. Naga37s-1, 2211 nucleotides. The record is from the annotation of a GenBank genome assembly. NCBI's taxonomy places the organism in Eukaryota, Viridiplantae, Streptophyta, Zygnematophyceae, Desmidiales, Closteriaceae.
AUGUCGGCGCAAGUGUUUUUUUCGCCAUGUCGCACCGCCACGCUCACUCGCCGUCCUCUCGCCAGUAGUCCGUCGACAGCUCAUGACGUGCUAACACGUGGCGGAUUAACGCUUCUCGGCGAAUCGGCACGUGGUGUGCACCCAUGUGGUCAUGGCAGGUCAAGAGAGAACGCUCCUCUUCACCCCACGCCGCUUCGCUGCUCCCGUUCUCUCCAUCCGUUACCAUCUCCGUCUCACAUCAAGCUGUAUGCCAGGAGAUCGCACAGUUCGCACUCUCGGGAGGCCAUAUUCUGCGAAAGCUUGACGACGGGUAACCAGAGGGCCAGGGUUAGGGUUUUCACCCAGUCGCCGCAGAUACCUACCCGCGCGGCGCUCCAUGGCCGCCACAUUGCCGCCGCUGACUGGUCGAGUAGAAGGAGGACACGUGGCACCGACUGCUCCGCGGGUAACAUUAGCAGCAGAGGUGAAAGUGAGGGGGUAGACAGCAGUGGUCGACGGGGCAGCCAUCGGUGGCGCGUGCGCGUGGCAGCGGGCAGCGCGGGGGGUAGCCGCGGCUCAGACGGGGCCUCGCGCCCGUUGUCUGCUCCUGUGCCGCCGCCCGUUGUCCCCUCACCCGCAGCGGCGGCGGCGGCGGCGGCGGCGGCAGGGAGAGGGCAGCACGCCGCGGGCGCGGACAGGGACGAUGGCAGCGCAACUCCCGGGAGGGGUGCCGCCGCCGCGUUGAACCAGGCAGAAACCGCUUCGGAACCUCCGCCGCACGGGGGCAGUACAACAGGGGCGGGAAGAGAGGGCGCAGGCGCGAAUGCGCGCGCGGAGAGUCGGGACUGCAUCGCGGACGAAGCCGCGGAGGCAGGUCCGGAGAUGCGCGCGGAGGCGGAGGGCGGAAGCAGCGCGCGGUUCCGCGAGACGCUGCAGAUGGUGGAGACGGCGAUGCUGGCGGCGACGUCGGGGCUGGCGUUCUUCCUGGCGAACUCGCUCCGCGUGGAGGGCUACCUCGGGUUCUUCUUCCCGCUCCCCGCCGUCGUCGCCUCCAUGCGCUGGGGCGCCACCGCGGGCCUGCGCACCGCGAUAUCAGCAGCGUUUCUGCUGCUCGUCCUCGCAGGGCCCAUCAAAGCAAUCACCUUUCUUCUGCUGCACGGCUUCCUUGGCUCCACUCUCGGUCUCUGCUGGGGUCUCGGUCUGUCUUGGCCCAUCUCCAUCCUCGCCUGCACAUUCGUGCGGGCAGCAGGAGCAGUGUCCUUUGUGCUGCUCUCCUCGUGGCUCAUUCGAGAAAAUAUACUCAAACUGAUCCUCAUGAACGUGCAAGCGUCGCUCUCACACGUCUUUGCGGGCAUCAGUGCCAGCCUCGUGCCCUCCUUCUCCCUCAUCACCGUCAUCUUCACCACCCUCGUGCGUGCCCCUCUCACUCCCUCACCCCGACACCAAGUGCCGCAGCAGACUACGGCAUGGUCCUCGCUGUCUCGCUUCGUGGGGAUAAUUUGUCUGGUGGAUGCUCUUGCUUUGUCCUUCCCAUUCCCCGCCUGCUUUGGCUGGUCGCGCACUAUCUUCGCAUCGGCGGAGAAGCCUCAGCAGCAGCAGCAAUCCCAGCAGCAGUCGCAGGAUGAUAAGCAGAUGGUGCAGCACGAGGCGACGCCCAUGGCAGCGGAGAGGAGGGGCCAGAGGGAACUGACAUCCCGUGCUGUCGCUCCGAUUGGGGCCUUUUCAGACCUAUUCGACCCGUUCUUUCCGGCGAACCGCUCGCUGACGCAGCUUCUCGACUCCGUGGACCGCAUGUUCGACGACGCGCUCCUGCCGCCCAUGCCGCGCUUCCCCUCUCUCUUCCGCGCCACCUCGUCCCUCGGCGCCAGCAGCGCUGCCGCGCGCCCGGCUGUGGCGGUGAGGACGCCGUGGGACGUGCGCGAGACGGACGACGCCUUCCACAUCCGCCUCGACAUGCCAGGUCUGUCCAAGGAGGAGGUGUCGGUGAAGCUGGAGAAUGGCAGUCUGGUGAUUCGCGGAGAGCACAAGGUGGAGGAGAAGGGCGGAGAGGAGGGAGAGGGACUCUGGGAUGCGCGCAUCGCCAAGUCUUACCAGACUACUCUGGCCCUUCCGGACAACGUUCUCACGGAUCAGAUUAAGGCGGAGAUGAAGAAUGGUGUGCUCACUGUCACUAUGGCCAAGGAAACUCCGCCCGAGGCUGCUCCCUCUGCCAUCGAGAUCCCAGUUGCUUGA